UCUUCUCCUCUCUCUUCUCCCCUCUCUCUUCUCCCCUUUCUCUUCUUCAUCACAGUUCCAUAGUCAAAUCAUCGAAAAUGCUAUUAUUACUAUGGUAUCUUAUACCAACUCUAUUCGCUACAUUAGCGAGUGGCGUUGAGCCCUCGUCAACCUCCAAUUUCCGCUCUGGUCUAGGUCAAGCGCUUUUAGAAAAGGGCGUCAUCACGUCUGAUUAUCUGCAUGAGCUUCUCGUAGGCCUAAACAGGCAAGAUCAAGAUAUAUGCUCGUGUUCACUAGCAUGUAACACCCUCGCCAGCAUAUUCGGCCCCUCUAGCGUCGACCUUCCCGGCUCAGCUUCCUACGAAGCGUCGCGUUCCAGCUUCUGGUCGCUGCAGCAGUCGCAGGACACGUACCCGCGGUGCUUCGUCCGCCCGGCCGACGCCGAAGACGUGUCUGUCGCCAUCCUACUAUCUCGCGUUACCGAGUGCCCCUUUGUCGCUAAAGGGGGUGGUCACGCCGCUUUUCGAGGUGGUUCGAAUAGCGACGGGGGCAUCACUAUCGAUUUCGCGCAGAUGAAGCACGUAGACAUAAGCCCCGAUGGGAAAUCCGUGGCAAUUGGGCCGGGGAACACUUGGUUGGAUGUGUACACGGCGUUGGAGAAGGUUAAUUUGACGAUGGCGGGGGGUCGUACAGCGAAUGUUGGGGUAGGUGGAUUGGCACUGGGCGGGGGGAUUUCAUUCUUCAGUGGUGAGCACGGAUGGACCUGCGACAACAUGCUCAGCUAUGAAAUCGUCCUCGGGUCAGGAGAAAUCCUAACCGUCGACUCCAACACGCACCCCGACUUAUUCUGGGCCCUCAAAGGCGGCGGCAGCAACUUUGGCCUCGUCACCCAGUUCGUCGCGAGCACACUCCCGCACGAGCAGAUGUGGGGUGGGUUCCUCGGGUGGGAGAUGCACAGCGCGAAGCCCGCCUUGAUCGACGCGAUGCUGAACUAUGCCGAAAAGGGGUCUGUGCAAGAUCCGCAUGCGGCACUUAUCGUGUCGUUUGCCUAUGCCCAGCCUUACAAGAUGUGGAUUUCGUCCAUCAUCGUCGGUCACACGGAUCUGCCUCCACCAGGGGAGCAUCAUCCCCCAGUUUUCGACGACUUCUUUCGUGUGGAAAACAUGCUCCAGGACACGACGAGGAUCACGUCGCAUUCGAACCUCACGGUUGAGAUCGCAAUCGUCAACGCCUCCGGCCGACGACAGAGCUUGUGGGACCUCACCACGUACGUGGACAAGCAGCUGGUGUUGGACAUCCUGACGAUCUUCCAGGAGGAAUCAGCCCCCAUCUUGAAUCUGACGGGCUUCUGCCCCUCCAUAAGCUUUCAGAUUAUAACGGUCCCCCAGCUCCGCGAGAUGGACCGCCACGGUGGCAACGCGCUCGGCAUUAGCGGCGGCACGGACCCGCUCUUGCUUAUAACCCCAUCGCCCUUUUGGCAGCUUCGCUCGGACGAUGCGCAGGUGCUGACGUCCACGUCGAACAUCAUGUCUCGGGUGCGGGAGCUGGCAAGGGAACGCGGGCUAGAUCACCCCUUUCUGUAUAUGAAUUACGCGAGCCAGUUCCAGGAUCCGUUAACGAGCUACGGGGGCAAGAACAAGGCUAGGUUGGAGGAGAUAGCGGGGAGAUACGACCCGCAGCGCGUUUUCCAGGAGUUGAAUCCGGGGUAUUUCAAGUUUCAGGGGGCGCCGGUACAGUGGGCUGGUGGGGAGAGUUGAUGGUGAGGUAAGUCCGUUGGACAGAUAUGUUGAUAUGUUGGUUUGACGAAUAAUUUCAAAAGGAGUAUACGACGAGAGGUAGAGUUGGCUUGACAUGGGGGUAAUUAUAUCGUAGGUAGGCGCUGUCGUGAUAUGGUACCUACCUAGGGUAUAUAACUCGAACCUAUAUCAAGAAAUCAACUGAAUUGCAGGUACACCUUGCGUAGCAGGCAGGAAGGAGGGUUACGGGUACAUCUUGUCUAGGUACCUGCCUACAUAGUGUGGUUGAGCAAAGCCUUCAAGGUCUGGAUUUGAACUACGUGUACGUAACGAAUCUGCAGCAGGA
Molecule: messenger RNA, 2061 nt
Organism: Hypoxylon fragiforme
Lineage: Eukaryota; Fungi; Ascomycota; Sordariomycetes; Xylariales; Hypoxylaceae
Product: FAD-binding domain-containing protein
Exons: 3
Coding region: 78-1736 (552 amino acids)
Molecular function (GO): FAD binding
Source: RefSeq, a predicted model, not a curated record